AUGGCGAGACUGUGCAGCGACAGGAGGGAAGACUUGACGGCGGGAAGGAACGGCGACGACGGCCGUGACUGGGCGACAUCGACGCUUGCAGGAGGUCCGGUGGUGAGCGCCGUGGUGACACAACAGCCGACCAGAGAAUGGUACUAUGGCGCGGCAAUGAUGGCUGCACUUGAUGGCGGUGGUAGCGGAGGCAGGGGUGGCCUGGCGAUUGGUGGGUUACGGAAUCCAUUGACUGAUCGACGGCGGUUGUACUGA
This is a messenger RNA of Linum tenue, 255 nucleotides long. Lineage: Eukaryota; Viridiplantae; Streptophyta; Magnoliopsida; Malpighiales; Linaceae. The record is from the annotation of a GenBank genome assembly.